Molecule: messenger RNA, 1586 nt
Organism: Meleagris gallopavo (turkey)
Lineage: Eukaryota; Metazoa; Chordata; Aves; Galliformes; Phasianidae
Source: RefSeq, a predicted model, not a curated record
GGCUGCACAUGGCUGCUAAGGUGCCCAAAGCUGCAAACUCACCCUCAUCCUGUUUCUCCCUCAGGGUUGGCAGAGGAGUGUGCAGAGGAGAAAGCCCAGUGCUGUCAGGGCAGGAGCUCUGCAAGUGCUCCCUGUCAAUGUGCACCAUGUCCACAAGGAUGCAGGAGACCCCAGAAUCAGAGGAGCUGGCAUGCAUGCUGUGUGGGCAGAUAGAUGUUGACCCAAGCAUCUGUGGGCCCAAACAUGUGGACUUUGGGAUCUGCGUCCAUGCGUUCUGUGCGAUGUUUUCCACCAGUCUCCUUCAAAAAGGAAGAAUAUUGAACAGAAUCGUAGUGCUGCGCCCUGAAGACAUCAGAUACACAAUCCAGCAGGCAGAACAGAAGCACUGUUUCAUUUGUGGCAAGAGAGGGGCUUCCAUCACCUGCGCAGAAACAGGCUGUGAACGCAGCUUCCAUCUCCCCUGCACCGUGGAGGGCGAAUGUGUCAGUCAGCACUUUGAAAAGUACAGUUCCUUCUGCCAAGAGCACAGCCCUCAGCAGGCAGUAGAGGCAACUCCAGAGCAAGACACCACUUGCAUUAUCUGCAUGGAUCCUGUGGGAGACAAAAAGUCCUACAGCACCAUGGUGUGUCCAGCCUGCAAACAUGCAUGGUUCCACCGGGCUUGCAUUCAGGGACAGGCAACGUGCACAGGUAUUAAGUGCUUCCAGUGCCCCCACUGCAGAAACAAGGACAAAUUUAAAUCAGAAAUGUUCAUCAUGGGAAUCCAAAUCCCAGACAGAAGACCAGUGUGGGAGGACAAUGAUGCUUAUGCAUUGCUGGGAAACAGGCACAGGCGCUGCGAUGUCAGUGAAUGCCUUUACCAACGAGGCAGGGAGCAGGCAGAAGAAGAAGGGCCCUGGCAGCUGCUUCUGUGCAGCUCCUGUGCUGCAGAAGGCACCCACCGGCAGUGCUCCUACUUGAGCAACCUCACAGACAGCUGGGAGUGCAACACCUGUGCCAGCGUGAGCAAUGCCUCCGGUGCCAACUUGGAUCUUACUGAUGACAGCACUGCUAGCGAGCAGGGACUGGGGCCAUUGUAUGGCUCUAUGGCACCUGAGAGCAGCACCUCCAGCCAGGCAGCACUGGGGCCAGCUCACAGUUUCAGGGUGCCUGAGAGCAGCAGCCAGUCGAGACAGACCAGGAUGGAGCAGAGAACAAUCCAGUCUCAUUUACAUCAGGAUAAAGAUGUCUAUAACCAGCUCCACGGAUGUCAUGGGGACAGCCAUGCAGCAGCCCUAGGGAAUACUGCUGAGAGAUGGACCUUAAUAUCUGCCAGCCAUAGGGCAUCAGGAUCCUCAAGAGAUUCCCCAGAAGCUGGCAGCCACAGGUCCAGACAGGGAGGGUGUGUACGGACCCGAAGCCGCUCCCCAUUACAAUCUCAGGCCCCAGAUUCCCAGAGCUGACCCCGAAGAUGCUGUGGGACCAGCCACGGACCAGUCAUAGGUGCUGGCAGCUACACCCAGAGCUACAUCAGCCAAGGACCACCAGAGUCACCAAGGCAUUCCCCAGCAGCUGCUUAAAGAAGUGGUUCAGGAAGCAAGGGUGAG